Larimichthys crocea (large yellow croaker) is the source of this 5211-nucleotide messenger RNA. RefSeq names its product APC membrane recruitment protein 1 (gene amer1). The record is from RefSeq and is a predicted model, not a curated record. Gene Ontology annotation, cellular component: plasma membrane. Bases 535 to 3648 code for a protein of 1037 amino acids. Gene Ontology annotation, biological process: regulation of canonical Wnt signaling pathway. Gene Ontology annotation, molecular function: phosphatidylinositol-4,5-bisphosphate binding; beta-catenin binding. The transcript is spliced from 2 exons. Lineage: Eukaryota; Metazoa; Chordata; Actinopteri; Sciaenidae.
UGUUGCGUCACUAGCAUGCGCCGCGCGCGCAGAGUCACGAGAGAGGAGAUUUGGGGAGAUUUACCUGGAGAGAGGAAGUGAUCAUCAAACCAGGCGCUGGCUUUAUUGUGUGUGAGCAUCUCGAGUAAGAUGGACACGCGUGGCCUGACUACAGUGUAGCUGCUGCGCGUAUUUAUACACAUUCACUGCGCGCGGUGUAACGUUACCGUGCACCGUCAGACUCACGUUACAGCCUCCACAGACACGCGCUGGUGAGCGGUGCUUAACGUUAAAGAGGAGGAGGGGGGCUAACGUAAGCUAACGUUAGCUGGAGACAAAUGAAUCCGGUCCAAGCUGCUCCAGGACCCGGGUCGACCACAACACAGCGACCCUGAAGUUAGCAGAAACAAUGCGCUGAGAGGAGGAGGUCGAGAAACCAGCUGUUUAGUUGGCCCUGUAUCAGAUGGAGAACAAAUGUGCUGUGAUCUCAUCCGCUGAUUUAGAAAGUUCAGCUACUAUGUCUUCUGCUGGCCUGCUUCUGUAAAAGCCGUAGCCAUGGCUUCUCGCAAGGUAGAUAAGCUACCAAGUGACAGCAGGGAUUUAGCUUCGGUGUCCGAACACCUAUCCCGAAGCAGCCCCGAUGACAUCACAGAAGAGCUUCAACCGGAUACGAUGAACGCUGCAGUGAAAUCCCAGAAAUCCGGACGAUUCAGGAGGACCGCCCUGACAUUUUUUGGAGUCCGUAAAAGUAUCUGUAUCUUGCCGAGUUUCUUUGGAGGGAGGAGUAAAAAUCCCAACAAGUGGUCUAAGAAAGGGAUCACCAAAAGCAGAACGCAUGACGGGCUAAGUAAGGUCAGUCAUGACGACAAUCUGAGAAGUGGGUACAUGUCAGCUGCAGAUUUUGAGUACCACAGCCAGAGGGACUCUGCUGGAGAGCUCCAUAGUAGCUGCCACAAUGAAUGUAGUCACCCUGCUGCUGCUGACCAGAAAUCACUGACUCUCACCCGGCAGAAAAAGGGUUUGAGGGGUCUUUUUCACAGUUUUAAGUAUCACAGAAACCAUAGAAAUGCUGGAUUGGAUAAAACAGAAAUGAUUGCAAUGACCUCUCCUCAUUGCAAGAAAGAGGAUCCUGUUGUCCAGGACAACGCCAGCGAGUACGUCACAGAGUGCCUGGGAUCUGAGCCUGAUGUGCCUGAUUUUGCAGAUGUUAUAUGUGAUAUUUCCAUUGGUCCUGAAUGUAUUGACGCUGAUGUGAUUGCAUUAGAGAAGAGCAUUGAGCAAGAAAGCCCAAAGUCUGAGCUCAGUGAUCAAAUGUGUGACGAUCAAAUGGAGGAGAUGAAUUUGGUGUCCGUCGUUUCCAGUGACCUCGAGGAGAGCCGUAGAGGACACAGCGAGCCUUGUCUGAAGCUUCAGACCAUGUCCGAGCCUAUAUUGAAGUCAGAAACACCUGCUGGCUCAUCGGAUCAGCUGAACCUGAUUUUUGGAGACGUUGCAUCAUUAAAGAGCUUUGAUUCACUUACUGGCUGUGGGGACAUCAUCGCAGAUCAAGAGGAUGACAGCAUCACAGAGAGCACAGUUUCUGGAGAAAGGAGCCGUAACGGGGGAAAGAGGGCUUCUUGUUAUCUGACCUAUCAGGGCGGCGGUGAAGAAAUGGCCUCGCCAGAAGAUUUGGAUGAGGAGGAGUGUCUUCAUGACAUGUGGAGAAAUAAUGCGUCAGAGGAAAUUUGCUAUUCUUGCAACCAAGAACACACUGAUUUAACUGCUGACCUGACAAGUUCUCACAACAUGGACUUAGUGAACAGUAACAGUGCACAGCAAGCUAGUGGCAUGGACACUUCUUCAAUUGCUGAUGUGUUAACUCCUCAAAGUGAGCAUCAGGAGUCAGUUCCAAAUAGUGACGAGGGCUACUAUGAUUCAACUACCCCGGGGCCAGAAGAAGGACAAGAAAAAGCUGAUAGACUGACGACAGAUAGAUUGCCUCGGGACAGUUACAGCGGCGAUGCCCUCUAUGAGCUUUUUGCACCUGACGAGAGCCUCAUCAGUCCACAUUAUGAAAACAAAUCAAAGCUGCCCAGUUCAAAUCAGUGCGAGUAUUUAAGUGAGCCAGUCAGCGUGGUAGAUUCCAGCUUUGUUCCGGGAAUGAAUCGAUUACAAAUACGCGCUGAACUGUACGAAGAUUUUCUAGAGAGGCCGAGCGUGUGCAGUAAAUCCUCUGAGUCAGCACAAAAUGUGGCUGGUCGGCAGGAAAUCAGCCCAAAUAAAAACUGUAACUUGAAUUCAAAACCACAAGCGUCAGUCAACAAGAACAAUACAGAACCGGACAUAUUUGAUGAAAAGGAAAGAAUGCUGGCUUCCCCUGAACAGAGAACAAAAUCCAUAAAUUCUGAUUUGGAGAAAAGGCACAGCAGCAUAUCAUUCGGCAGCACGUCCGACCCAGAUUUUGAAACAUUUUGUGAACCCAAAGAGCAACAUCUUGAGGAGAACAAACCGGUGGCUUUACCGUACAGAAAUAUCAACUCUCAGUCUCCAGAUUGUAGCCACGAUCUGGACGACGGACAAACUGUGAGUUUCUCUCAAGCACUUGUGGACUACACAAAACACUCUCAGAUGCUGAGUAACUUGCAAAACAAUGCAGUUGACUUGGAGUCAAACUCUGCCUUCACUCCAAACAUGCAGGCCUUACCUACCAUAGUGACAUUCGAUGUCGUGGACAUGCAUAACGAGGGCGAAUAUGACGAGCAGAUCCACAUGGAACUGGAGGAGGACAUUACAUCACCCUAUCAGGAAUUUGAAGAAAGCUACUUACAAAAGGACGCAUUCGCUGAGUGUGACUAUCAAAUGUUAGACCUGUAUGAACAGAACCUGAUCAGUAAUACAUGGGCAAUUGCCAGUCUCCCACGGCACCUAGGCCUUACAAGAGUGAGUCAGUCCAUGCCUAAUCCAUUGUCUCUAGACAGGAGAAGUAGAUCUCUAGACAGAGAAAGCCUUGAGUUGAAGAUGCCUGACACAUAUAGAGAGAACAGAGCUGCUAUCGUUUCGUGUCCUCAGUCUGAAAAGGACCCUGAAAGAGAUUCCUCACCAUAUUACAAAAAGAAUGUACUUGUGUCUGCGUCAGAGGUUCGAGACAGUAGCAGCAUUAUGGCCUUAUCCUGGCAAACAAGGUCAGAACUGGCUUUAAGCCUUCCUUUGGUAGACGGGGAAAUUAAUGAUAAACUACAGGGGCUCAGUCAAACCCAAGUAAAACACAAAGUAUUUUCUAGUUCAUCUAGUAGUGAUAUUUCAGGGGAUGGGAAGCAUCUUUGCUCUAACGUGUCAGACAGAGUGUCCUGUGAUACAAGUCCACAGAAUACAGAGCUUUACAACAGGCAGUGUCACCUUCCUCUGCAAUCAGAUUCCUGUUCGCCUCAUGGCACCUUUUAUUCUGGAAUGAUGGAGCAGGUAUCGGAUGAUGUCGACGAGGAUAUUUUUUGUAAAGCUGCCACUAAUUUGCAAUCCUACAAUCAGUGUGGUAAAAGCAGACCGGUGGCUAGUGGAAGGGAAGGGUUAUCUCACUCUGGGAGUCCUGUGAAAGCAGGGAUGUCUAAAGAACAAAUGGCCGUCCUCAAUGAAACAAGAACAGCCAGGGAAGUGGCGGCCUGCAACAAACUGCCCGAUGCGACCUUUAAUUGAAAAGCUCUCAGUCAUAGUUAGAAGUAAGAGUGAUUUAAAAAGUUGAGUAGUGAAAAUGAAGUUGUUUUUUUAAUGCUUUCAUUUUCACUAUAAAGUUUUGAGAACCACUGCAUUAAGAUCACAUGUGUAUGUGCCAAUUAGUGCUGUAAUGUUACACCUAAAGGAGUAAUUGUUGCGUAUCUUUUUUUACUUGCACAACCGAUUCCUUAGAAAUGUUGUUGUACACUGUGAGAAACAGGACAAAGAAUACAAAAAAUGUUUCCAGCUAAAAAUGAAAUACUGUCAUAUCAUGCUGAGUCAUGUACAACGCUGUCUUAACUGAGAAGUCAAAAGGGAUUUUCUUCAUUUGCACAGUAAUGGUCUUCACACACACAUCAGUCCAUUGAAAGUAUUUAAUCAUUUGCAUUAAAGAUGCUCACAGAUUCAUCUCAUUAAGCUAUUGAGUUUUACUAGAAUGUUUUAGACCCAUGCUGAGGCCUCAGUAUCCAGGUCUCAAUAGUAAUGCCAUAUUUUGUUUAUUAGGGAUUCAUUAGUCUGGUUUCCAUAGUGCAGCUAAACAGGGCUAGCCCAGUCUUGCUUACUUUGCCUGUAAACACGUUGUAUGCUUUUAAGUGCUCGCUUAUGUUUGUGUUAACUGCUUUUUCACAGCCUCUCUUUGCUCCAGUAAGGUUUACGUUGGUCUGUCAUGGUGCUCAAAUUUAGUGUUUCUGGCCGUUUACUUGGUUUACAUGAUUUCCAGUAGUGUUUCAGAGUGGAAUAUCUAAGUUCACAGAGAGGAUAAAGGCUAAAUUCAUGACAUAAAACAAGUCUUUUGAUACCUUAUGAUGUAUAUUUGAAGUUAUUUAAGCUGUUUUUCCCUUCAAUGCAGAUACACAGGUAUAGGUAAUGUACAGACAGUCUGAUAGUUCUUGCAUUUUGAUUUCAGCUGCUAUUUCAUUUACACACUGUAGAACAUUUCACACACAGUCGCCCGGUGCUUUAUGUAAGACUUUGAAGAAACGUCCAUUUUAUGUUUAAAAUGGCAGAGGAAAGCAAAUCACGGAAAGUAGUACUGAACAGUCUCAAACUUUAGUGUGUUUGCUUCUGGUCUGAUGAGCUAAUUUGGCUUCACUGUGGCUGUUAUUUUUUUCUCCGGUCUCAAUUUUCCAACAGCUUGACCACCUGUGAAGUGCAAAAUUCAUACUGAAAUGUUGCACUCUAUUAUUGCAUAACUAUAAGCUUGUGGAUUUAAAAAAAAAUGUUGUUUGGAAUUGAAAUGUCAAAAGAUAAACUGGUAUUUUCACCUUGUAUCUUUUUUCUUUUUUGUGCAUUUAAUGUUUGAUCAGUCAGAGAUUAAGUCUUUUUUUUUAUAGUGUAACAUUGAACAAAAUGUCAAAGAAUUUGUAUUUAUAUUCUCAGCUAUUUGUAUACAUUGUAUUCAAAAUGGUUAUUACAAAUGGGCAAUAUUGUUUUCUAAUUUUUUUUUUAUUCUUUUAAAGUUACUUCCAUGUUACAUUAGGGGAAAACUGUUUUGUCAGAGUAGAGCACUGCCUUACACUAAAAUAAACAUGACAAGACACAACA